Schistosoma spindalis is the source of this 1741-nucleotide messenger RNA. The record is from the annotation of a GenBank genome assembly. Lineage: Eukaryota; Metazoa; Platyhelminthes; Trematoda; Strigeidida; Schistosomatidae.
AUGGUUAUUAUUGACAUUAAGAUUACUACUACUACUACUACUACUACUACUACUACUACUACUACUACUACUACUACUACUACUACUACUACUACUACUACUACUACUACUACUACUACUACUACUACUACUACUACUACUACUACUACUACUACUACUACUACUACUACUACUACUACUACUACUACUACUACUACUACUACUACUACUACUACUACUACUACUACUACUACUACUACUACUACUACUACUACUACUACUACUACUACUACUACUACUACUACUACUACUACUACUACUACUACUACUACUACUACUACUACUACUACUACUACUACUACUACUACUACUACUACUACUACUACUACUACUACUACUACUACUACUACUACUACUACUACUACUACUACUACUACUACUACUACUACUACUACUACUACUACUACUACUACUACUACUACUACUACUACUACUACUACUACUACUACUACUACUACUACUACUACUACUACUACUACUACUACUACUACUACUACUACUACUACUACUACUACUACUACUACUACUACUACUACUACUACUACUACUACUACUACUACUACUACUACUACUACUACUACUACUACUACUACUACUACUACUACUACUACUACUACUACUACUACUACUACUACUACUACUACUACUACUACUACUACUACUACUACUACUACUACUACUACUACUACUACUACUACUACUACUACUACUACUACUACUACUACUACUACUACUACUACUACUACUACUACUACUACUACUACUACUACUACUACUACUACUACUACUACUACUACUACUACUACUACUACUACUACUACUACUACUACUACUACUACUACUACCACUACCACUACCACUACAUCCCCUUUGACUAAAAUAUUUAGCGGUAAAUUUGAUUAGAAUUAGCAGCUAUUGUUUUAUCUUCCGAACACAUUAACUUUAAUUUAAAAUGAUUUUAAUAAUUCACAUAGAAUUUAUAUUUUUAUAUCUAAUCGUUAGUUCCCAAUUCUGUUUUUUUUUCGUUAUGUAAUGUAAUUUUCUAACACAAAGGUUUUGUCGUUCGAUUGAAAAGCGUAAUUUGUUUUUUUUUUUGUUUUUUGAUAUACCGAUCAAUUUAUUAAAGACUAAAGAAUGGCAGGUGAAAUCGACCAUAUAAAUCAAUGACUUAUAAAUUCACUUUAGUAUUGUUUUGUUUGUAUCUUCUCAUUGAUGUUUAGGCUAGUAAUGGAUCAGUCUCAUAUUGGCAAUAUGUUGAUACUGUGCGGAUUACUUCGAUAUUGCAUUAAUUUACAAAGAUUAUAAGCAAAGAUGGAUAAUACCUAGUAGUGAAAUUGAGUUUGACUUGCAUUUCGUCAUAUUUGGUACUUGUCAGCUGGAUGUAUCUGCAUCUCAGUGUUGUUGUUUAUUCUGGGACUCGAACCCACUGUAAAGUGUGAUUGAUAAAUGAACUCAAGAAUGAUAAAGUCAAACUCUCACCACUAUGGCGUGUGCUAGUUAUAUCGACAUAAGUAGUAUAUGACACUAGUCGUGAACAGAAUGUCUGGCAUCAGAGAGACAAGAAGAUUGAACAGUAAAGAAUGGAAACAGAAUGCAAUUUGUAUGAAAAUGCAAGUACAAAGAAGUCUGAGUAAUUUUGAGACAAUUGAUAGACAUUAUGCAAAUUACGCAUUUACUUUAUGAUUGUUAGAUUUUAUUAACA